GGAGGCCAAUUUGAAGGGAAGAAAAUUAAACAGAGUUAAGGUGUCAGGUCCAGAGAGAGAGACAGAAACCCACCUACCCAUUCUGAGGUCUAAAAGUGCCUCAGACUAACUCCAGUGCCUGCUUUAAGGGAAGGGCUACCAGAUUUUUACCAAUAGUCAGCCAGGUCAGAGGUAAAACAGCGGCUGCCCCCGAACAGGUCACCGGAAAGAAGAAAAGAGACUAUUUUUCUUUUUUAAAGCUUUAAAUGACUCUUCAAGGCUGACCAGCAGCUGCAAGCUCAUUGCUUGCAAGGGCUUUUGCUGACCUGGAGAAUGAGGCCACCCUCCUGUUAACGCUAGAGAGAGAACCCACCGCCCCGGUGUAUAACCCUUACCCAGGCUCCUUUUCGAUGGCCAUAUCACUAUGCGGCUCAUUCCCACCUAAGGCGGAAGGCAAGGAGCCCAGCUUUCCGUGGAAACUGGGGACAGCCACGCUGCUUUUCUGCUCAACCGUACCAAUGAGGACUGACUCUCGGAAGCCGGGAACGGUGUGAGAAGUCUUCCUGGACUGCGAGUGGGGCGGUGUGGAACAGAGGAGAACGCAGGCCUUCGAGGACUCGGUCCAGACAGGUCCACCAUGGGCUUGCUGCGGGGACUUCUCCAAGCAAGAAAGCUGCUCUUGGUCAUCUGUGUGCCGCUGCUGCUGCUGCCCCUGCCCACGAUCUACCCCACCAGCGAGGCUGCGUGUGCUUACGUGUUGCUUGUGACCGCCGUGUACUGGGUGUCCGAGGCAGUGCCUCUUGGAGCUGCAGCCCUCGUGCCUGCCUUCCUCUACCCAUUCUUCGGAGUUCUCCGAUCCAGUGAGGUGGCAGCUGAGUACUUCAAGAACACAACGCUGCUGCUGGUAGGCGUCAUCUGCGUGGCAGCAGCAGUGGAGAAGUGGAACUUGCACAAGCGCAUCGCCCUGCGCAUGGUCUUGAUGGCCGGAGCCAAGCCGGGCAUGCUGCUGCUGUGCUUCAUGUGCUGCACCACCAUGCUGUCCAUGUGGCUCUCCAACACCUCCACCACGGCCAUGGUGAUGCCCAUCGUGGAGGCCGUGCUGCAGGAGCUCAUCGACGCCGAGGAGGAACAGCUGGUGGCGGGCAACUCCAGCAGUGAGGAGGCGGAGGGCCUGGGUCUUGACAUAAACAAUGGACAAACUUCUGUGGAACUCAUCUUUGUCAAUGAAGACACGUCAACUGCAGACUUCACUUCCCUGAUGCAGAACAAGAAUCUGAAUGGUGUGCCCAUGGUCACCAAACCUAUCAAAACAGCAAACCAACAGCAACAUAAGAAGCAAAGUUCAUCGCAGGAAAAGCCAGGAGUCCUGACCCCCAGCUCCAAGAACCAAGAACUGAACAGGAAGAAGUACAGAUCCCACCAUGACCAAAUGAUCUGCAAGUGCCUUUCUCUGAGCAUAUCUUACGCUGCUACCAUUGGUGGCCUGACCACCAUCAUUGGCACCUCCACCAGCCUUAUUUUCUUAGAGCAUUUCAACAACCAGUAUCCGGCGGCAGAGGUGGUGAACUUCGGCACCUGGUUCCUCUUCAGCUUCCCCAUCUCUCUCAUCAUGCUGGUGGUCAGCUGGUUCUGGAUGCACUGGCUCUUCCUUGGCUGCAACUUUAAAGAGACCUGUUCUCUGAGCAAGAAGAAGAAGACCAAAAGGGAAGAGCUGUCAGAGAAGAGGAUCCGGGAGGAAUAUGAAAAGCUGGGCAACAUUAGCUACCCUGAAAUGGUGACUGCGUUUUUCUUCAUUCUGAUGACAGUGUUGUGGUUUACCCGGGAGCCUGGCUUUGUCCCUGGCUGGGAUUCUUUAUUUGAAAAGAAAGGCUACCGCACUGAUGCCACCGUCUCUGUGUUUCUUGGCUUCCUGCUCUUCCUCAUUCCAGCAAAGAAGCCCUGCUUUGGGAAAAAGAGUGACGGGGCAAGCCAGGAAGCCAGCCAGGGAAUGGAGCCCAUCAUCACAUGGAAGGACUUCCAGAAAACGAUGCCCUGGGAGAUUGUCAUCCUGGUGGGAGGAGGCUAUGCCCUGGCAUCUGGCAGCAAGAGCUCCGGCCUCUCCACGUGGAUCGGGCACCAGAUGCUGUCCCUGAGCAGCCUCCCGCCAUGGGCCAUCACUCUGCUGGCGUGUGUCCUGGUGUCCAUUGUCACAGAGUUUGUCAGCAAUCCAGCCACCAUCACCAUCUUCCUGCCCAUCUUAUGUACCCUUUCUGAAACACUGCACAUCAAUCCACUCUACACCCUGGUCCCGGUCACCAUGUCUAUCUCCUUUGCUGUGAUGUUGCCUGUGGGCAACCCCCCCAAUGCCAUCGUCUUCAGCUAUGGGCACUGCCAGAUCAAAGACAUGGUGAAAGCUGGCCUGGGAGUCAAUGUCAUUGGCCUGGUGAUUGUGAUGGUGGCCAUCAACACUUGGGGAGUCAGCCUCUUCCACCUGGACACUUUCCCAGCGUGGGCUAAGGCCAGCAACAUCACUCAUCAGACCUAAUACAAGCGGACAGUUAACUACCACAGCCGGAGUUGAGCUACAGGCAAAGAAAGCCACCAGGAGCACACACCCCAGACCCUAUGGAGGAGAUUACUGCCAGCAGAUUCCUCCACUCGCCAGCAGGCAUGUUGGCUGUGUCUCCUUCCCAGCCUGCCUGCUACCCUUACCACCAACGGCCUACAGCUGCUUUCUUCCCAUGUCCAGCCUAACUCUUCCUGAAGAUGGGAAGCACUGCAAGCCUUCGUUCCCCAAGGGGAAGCCUCACAGACUGACUGGCCUCACUAGGCUUGAUGUUCCCUGUCAUACCAGCCUAGAAAUCGGAGAUUGCCAGAAGCACCCUGCCUAUGCAGGUCAUGAGACCUGUGGCCUCACAUCUGGGGGAAGGCCUUACCUGGCGAUCUCAGGCUUCUCUACCCUAUCUCUAGGAAACAGCAACCUUGCGUCCUAAGGCUUAGCAGGCCCUCCUCACGGCAGUCCAUACUUUCAUACGUUUUAUUUGCCUUAAGUCUCUCUUUGUUGGUUCCCCUUUACCUCAGCAUCAAGUUCCUGUAAAGAAAUGCCGUUUCCCUUCAGAAAGAAGCUGGCCUUAUUCCAUCAAAGAAAAGAGGUUGAAACAAGCCAACCAUCAUGAGAUCAGCACCUCUAUGCACGGUCAUCAACUGGAAAUGCCACCGCCUGUGGGUGCAGUGAGGGAGGAAAGAGGCUCAUACCUGCCUUACUAGGAAGACCAAAACUACAACUAAGACCAUGGUGUUAUUGCUAACACUUGCUUCUCCAUUUAAGAACUAGCUUGUUUCUGAGAACACCAAGUUCUGGGUAGUACUCAGAGGUCCUACCAGUCAGUCUUUCCCAUGCAUCCGUGAGCCCUUUGAGGGAAGCUGUGUCUUGGGCUCUUCACAAUGUAUUAAACUCUAAUUGUUCAAUAAAUGUCUCUGAUAAAAAAAAAAA
Messenger RNA from Psammomys obesus (fat sand rat), 3451 nucleotides. It is a transcript of the gene Slc13a4, whose product is annotated as solute carrier family 13 member 4. The record is from RefSeq and is a predicted model, not a curated record. The transcript has 16 exons. The coding region runs from base 617 to 2503 and encodes 628 amino acids. Gene Ontology annotation, molecular function: transmembrane transporter activity. Gene Ontology annotation, cellular component: membrane. Gene Ontology annotation, biological process: monoatomic anion transmembrane transport. Lineage: Eukaryota; Metazoa; Chordata; Mammalia; Rodentia; Muridae.